Molecule: messenger RNA, 5711 nt
Organism: Rana temporaria (common frog)
Lineage: Eukaryota; Metazoa; Chordata; Amphibia; Anura; Ranidae
Gene: ENAH
Product: ENAH actin regulator
Exons: 14
Coding region: 329-2716 (795 amino acids)
Biological process (GO): axon guidance; actin polymerization-dependent cell motility; actin polymerization or depolymerization
Molecular function (GO): SH3 domain binding; profilin binding
Source: RefSeq, a predicted model, not a curated record
AGCGCGAGACGUCACACGGUCUCGGGAGCGCGCAGUGCCUGCUCUUGGUGUCUGAGGCCGCGCAUGCGCGCUGUGGGAGGUUGGUCGCGGGAUAGACGGGCGGUGCGUAGCGGCUGCAGCGGCGGCGGAGGGGAGAAGAGCUGCACCGGGGCGGACCUGGGAGCUGUAUUGUGGUUAUUGGCCGGUAAAAGGAAGAUUUCUGCGGCCCGUACGGAGUGCCGGGGAGUCUCGGUAUCGUGCUCGGAUGCCACUCCCUGUCUGCGCACCGGGAACCGGGGAGAGGAGCGCCUCCAUUCACUAGCAGCAGAGGGAGAGGAGAGCGGACACCAUGAGUGAACAGAGCAUCUGCCAGGCCCGGGCUGCUGUUAUGGUGUAUGACGAUGCCAACAAGAAAUGGAUACCAGCCGGUGGCUCUACGGGAUUUAGCAGAGUCCAUAUUUAUCACCAUACAGGAAACAAUACGUUCCGGGUGGUAGGCCGCAAGAUCCAGGAUCACCAGGUGGUGAUCAAUUGUGCCAUUCCUAAGGGGCUGAAGUACAACCAGGCAACUCAGACCUUCCACCAGUGGCGGGAUGCACGACAAGUUUAUGGGCUCAAUUUCGGGAGCAAAGAAGAUGCCAAUGUUUUUGCAAGUGCCAUGAUGCAUGCCCUGGAGGUGCUGAACUCCCUGGAUUCUGGUCCAACGUUGUCUCGUCAGAAUUCCCACAUACCGCAGCAAGUGCAGAAUGGCCCCUCGCAAGAAGAGCUGGAGAUACAGAGAAGGCAGCUGCAGGAGCAGCAGCGGCAGAAGGAGCUUGAACGUGAGCGUCAGGAACGUGAACGUAUGGAACGAGAGCGCCUGGACCGCGAGAGGCUGGAAAGAGAGAGGCUGGAGCGAGAUCGGCUCGAGAGGGAACGACUGGAGCGUGAACGGCUUGAGCGUGAGCGCGAGCGCUUAGAACAAGAGCAACUGGAGCGAGAAAGAGAGCAAGAGAGACAGGAGAGGGAGCGGCAGGAGCAGCUGGAGCAAGAGCUGCAAGAACAAGAGAGGCUGGAGCAAGAGAGGCAGGAGAGAGAGCUGCAGGAACAGCUGGAGAAGGAACAGCUGCAAUGGGAACAUGAGAGGAGGCUGUCCAAUGCUGACUCAUCUUUCGACAACUCAUAUACCACUGCACAUCUUGAUUACUCUAGCUCUCAGUCUCAUUCCGCAUCCCCCAUUUCUUACGCUAAAGCCAUUUCUGUCCCAGUGUCGUCUAUUUGCACAGACUCCAUUGCUGACUAUGUCAUUGUCACCUCUCAAUCCAUCAGCUCUACACCACCCACCCCUCCACUGCGCCACUCUGCCUCACGAUUUGCCACAUCGCUGGGCUCUGCCUUUCAUCCCGUCCUUCCACAUUACGCCACUGUUCCUCGGCCUUUAAAUAAAAUUUCACGGCCGCCAUCCCCUGUGAACCAAGCACCUCCUCCACCACCGCCACCUCCUCCCCCAGUGAAGCCCAUAACGUGGUCUGCUUCUAACUUUGCUCCACUCCCGCCCUCUCCGCCAGUUAUGAUCAGCAGUCCACCUGGCAAGGCCACAGGCCCUAGGGCUGUACAUCUAGUGUCUGCAGCACAGCUGGCACUCUUGUCCUCCACACCAAAUGGGCACUCGGAUGCCCCUUCCUAUGAUACAUCAUGUACUCCUGCCCCUCCACCACCACCUCCAUCAUUUUCUCCAUUCUCACUGUCCUCAUCUCAAGCCGUCACGUGUUCUCCGAGCGCUUCUGUUGUCUCAGCAUGCCAGCCAAGUGUUCUCCCUUCUCCCUCUGCAGCUUCCCCCGCCUCUGUCGAGAACUCUUUACUCUCUGUGCUGGGAGACACCUGUGCUUCUCAGUCAGACUUGACCACCUCCUCUCAACCGACUGACCCUGCGGCCCAUCCGGGUGUUGUACCAGGACCACCAGCGCCUCCGCCCCCACCCCCUCUGCCAACUAGUUCAAAUUUGUCUCAAGUGGGCAUGCCCCCGCCUCCCCCAGCCCCACCACUUCCCCCUUCAGCUUUUGCCCCACCUCCUCCUCCUGGUCCCCCUCCUCCACCUUGCCCUCCACCUCUUGCACUUAUAGCAGCUCCUCCUCCACCAGCUCCCCCACCACCUCCUGCACCUCCACUUCCCUUUUCCGCGGCUUCAGUGACCUCAGAAGAUAACCGUCCACUAUCAGGCCUUGCUGCUGCUUUAGCUGGAGCCAAGCUUCGAAAAGUUUCUCGGACUGAAGAAGCCUCCGGUCAGGCGAGUGCAAGUUCGGUUGCAACCAGCUCAGGAUCCUCUAAAGCAGAACCGAGUCGUGGAAAUGGCCCUCUGCCGAUAGUGGGCGGUGGACUAAUGGAGGAAAUGAGUGCACUACUAGCCAGGAGGAGACGGAUUGCAGAGAAAGUACCGGCAGACUCUGACUCAAAAGAAGACAAAAUGGACGAUGCUGAGCAAGUACCUACAAAAGCGCCCUCUGCUGGCACACCUGAACCCACAAGAAAGCCUUGGGAAAGAACAAACACAAUAAAUGGUAGCAAAUCUCCUAUUAUCUCCAGACCAAAGUCUACACCAACGGGGCAGCCAAGUGCCAAUGGGGUACAAUCAGAAUCAUUGGACUAUGACAGAUUGAAACAGGAUAUUUUAGAAGAAAUGAGGAAAGAAUUAACAAAACUUAAAGAGGAACUUAUUGAUGCCAUCAGGCAAGAGCUGGGCAAGUCAAACAGCGCAUAGAGAACGCCAAGCGCCUGCUCAACUGAUUAGAAAAGGACUUUUUUUUCUAAGCUGUUUUAAAGGAAGUCUGAACUCCUGCAACCGGGGAACAGCAUAUAAAGACCUUUCAGAGACUUCUUCACUUUGGAUGUAUACGAAUUCUCUCCUGGAUUUCUGCUUUAUUUUUUUUUUCUUCCUUUCUCUACGCUUCGAAAGCGAUGGGGAUAAUGGUCUUAAAGUUGCUAACCAAUUAUGCAGAAAUUAUUUUUCAUGGGUUUUUUUUUGUGCCCUUCCUGUCCAACGAGCUUGCAGUGCAUAUCAAAAAAAACAACCAUGUCAAAAAGAAAGCAAUCAUUGCACACAUUUCAGAUUUUUUAGACCAAUACACAGGUGGAGAGAUGACUGCUCUUAAGAAAGAGGGUUCUAUAGUUGGGUGUACUGCAAGUGUUAAACUCAGGUUUGUCUUCCUAUAUUUGAUAUUUUCAUUUAAAAAGGCAAAAACAGAGAGAGAACGUCCGGUUCCAGGAAAAGUGUAGUCACAUGGGUGAAUUUUAAAUAAGAGUAUUUAAACCCCAAUUUUUUUUUCUUUAAAUUGCUUUGGUACUUUGACAGGGUUGUCUCUCUUUUUUUUUUUUUUUUUUUUAAGAUAUGAAUGUCUUCUUAGAUUGUUACAAUGCUUUACCAAAUCCCCUCACCCCCAAAAAAGCAAUUGUAAACAGAAUCUGCAUCAAGCCAGCACUAUUUUUUUUUUUUUUCUUAAUUUUUGCAUGGGGAGAAAAUUGCCAACUUGACAUGGUCUAAUGACUGUUUCAUUAUAGAUGCUGUGCAUGCCACAUUAGUAUAAACUUCCAGAUAAGCCUUCAAUUUUAUCCAGUGCUUUUCUCAAAUCUUGAAAUUUGUUUGAGUCCCCUUCCUGUUAAGUUUGAAAUUCUUAGGCAUGUUAGGACGUCCUCUUCAUCGUGACCAAUCUAGGCAUAUCUCAAACCAGCUGUUUUUGUUGAUCUUGCUUUGAUGAGGAGUUUAAUAAGGGAGUGACUUGAAGGUUGCCCUGCCAGGUUAGGAGUUAUACAGGUUUAAAGUAUCCUUUUCACAGGCCCAUAGCUUAUAAGAAGUUUGGUUUGACCUGCACUGUGAAACUCUUGUGCUGGAAAGGUUCACAGUCCUCCAGUUAAUAAAAGGGUGACUUGUUUUGACAUACAGAAUUCAGGAGAGACCUUUUUAAGGUGUAAACUGCGCAGUGGAGUAGUUUUGGACUUUUUGCAUCAGAAUUGUGCCAUAUUGUCAUGGAACCCCGCCGAGAAGGAACAGACUGCAACUCAAAUAACACAACUUCAUCAACCCCUCCUCCCACCAGGAAGUGCUGGUCACCAAAGUAUCAUGCGUUUUUAGGAAGCUUUGAACAACAAUCAUCCUCUUUGUUGGUCUGCUGUUCAUUAGGUACAGAGACCUGGACUCUGCAGAUGGAUUAAUAACAUCCAAAACGUGCAAGCAGCCUUUUUAUUCCCACUCUUGUGCAUGGUAGGAAGUAAAGGCGUUAUUGACUGACGCAUCAAGCUUGUCAAGAACAUCAUCAAAGCGAUCAUCCUUUCCAGUCACCAUUAUUCUUCUGUUUACUGCAGUCAUUUCAACGAUUAGAGAGUUCAGCCAUGUAUGUGACACUAGAGCGUGUUCCCAAUUUCCAAAUUUCAAACUUAAAGCCACCUUAUUAUGCUAUGUGAUCAUGAGCAGUCCAAAGUAAGACAGCUUGAUAGGUCUCCCUUGUUAUUGAAUGGAAACCGGUUUAUGCACUACGCGUUUUGUGCCUUGGUGAAAAAAAGCAUAUUUUUCAGUUGUUGAGUGAUCCAGUGUCUUCGUUAUGUCUUCACAUCUUGUCUUGCAUAUUUACUCAUAUUUCUUUAUUUUUCUUGUACCACACGUACAUAAUUUUUUUUUUUUUUUCUGAAAUCUUGGAUAUACAAAGAAAUAACCUUUUCAGUGGUUAAAAUUUUCGUUUCCUUUUUUUAUUCUUUUUAUUUUGUACUCUCAAUUUUGAAAACAAUAUUUUUGGGGAGUGAAUUGACUUGUUGGGCAUGUUGUCUUAACUUUAAAACAGUUUAAGACACUUUUUUUUUUUUACCCCCUCCAAAAGGAAUUUUUUUUUUUUUUUUUUUUCCUUUUCUUUUCUCCCUUUUUUUAUUUUUUUUAUUUUGCAACACUGUGACCUAAGCUGUGAUAAAAUGAUACCCAAGAGGUUAAUCAAAAUCAAUCACAAUGAAAUUGAAUGUAUAAAUCGUGAGUGCUGGUGCUGAAGUCUCUAUUCACUCUCAUCCUGGUUUUGACACUUUUCCACGCUCAUCUUGUGUGUCUCAUCUGAAGCUGAAGUUGGAACAAUUGUAAGUGGAGCUGUCAUGCCUGCGCAGUGGAGGAAGUUGACACUAAGCCAAUCAGCUCACAAGGAACUUUUGACAUUGUAACUGCCUGCGGCAUGCAAAGCCUCACGCUGUUUUGACAUUAGUAGCUCCUGGUGAAUUAAUAGGCUUGUCAAUUCUGGUCCGUUGGCCCAAGAACAAAAUGCCUCCUGCUGUGUUCAAGGUGACAGGUGCACUUUAAUUGAAUGUCACUUGUCCAUGUAAUCAAUUUUCACACUUUUAGCUUUUUACCCAUAUCCUUCCAAGUCAUCUCUGCUAUUUUUUUUACCAUUUGUUGUUUGUUUUAAAUUUACUACAUGCUAACUUUUUUUGUUUUGUUUGAGCGAUUGAAAUAAAAUUGCAAUAUAAGUGUUGCCCACCAUCGUUCUGUUGAAACCUUCUAAUCUUUGGACUGCUAUAAGAGUUUCCUGCCAGGAUUAUUGAAUGUGAUUUUAAAAAUAUGCUGAAUUACCCUAUAGAGAACUUAAAAAAAUGGUACUUGCUGUUUUGGAGGUUUACAUAAUGCUAUCAUUAUUUUUCUAAUUUUGAAGAGGCAUUUUACCAGAAUUGAAUACGCUCCAAUAAUGUAAGACUCUAUGUAGUAUGUAUAAAUGAAGACUGUACAUAAA